UAUGCUCUCAUUUCAUCGUCAAGCUACAAGAUAAUUGCUCUUAAGUGCUCGAUAAUGUUUUUCUAGUAAAGGUGAUAAGAAACCAACUCAUCCAAAAUUUGUAUUUGGUGUUCCUAAGGAAACAUUUCCUAAUGAAAAUAGAGUAGCUGCAACACCUGAAUCUAUUAAAAACUUAGUCAAAGAUGGUCAUUAAGUAUAUACUAAUAAUAUUUAAAUAGGUUCUGAUAGAGACUGGUGCAGGUUUGAAGGCUAAUUUUGCAGAUAAUGUUUAUCAAGAAGUUGGAGCAAAAGUUGUCGAUUCAAAUUCAGUUUAUGACUAAUCUGAUGUAAUAUUAAAAAUUAGACCCCCAGAUAAUACAAAGGCUUUAAAGGAAAACUAAACUCUUGUAAUUAUUAUUAAUAAAAUUAGACCUCUUUCAUAUACCCAGCAUAGAAUAAAGAAUUACUAAACUAAUUAUAAGAAAAGAAAAUUACAACAUUUGCUAUGGAAUGUGUUCCAAGAAUUACUAGAGCUUAAACAUAUGAUGCCUUAAGUUCUAUGGCCAAUAUUGCAGGAUAUAAAGCAGUUUUAUUGGCAGCAAAUGAAUUUGGUAGAUUUUUUGCUGGUUAAAUGACAGCUGCAGGAAAAGUACCACCUGCUAAGGUAUUAGUAAUUGGAGCAGGAGUUGCUGGUUUAUCAGCUAUUGUAACUGCUAAAAAUAUGGGAGCUAUUGUUAGAGCAUUUGAUACUAGAUUAGCAACAAAAGAAUAAGUAAAGUCUUGUGGAGCUGAAUUUUUGGAAGUCAAAAUAAAUGGAGAAGUUGUUGAUGGUGCAGGUAUUGGUGGAUAUGCUAAGGAAAUGGGAAAAGAAUAUUUAGAAGCAGAAUUAGCUUUAUUCUUAAAAUAAGCCAAAGAAGUUGAUAUAAUUAUUACAACUGCUCUUAUUCCAGGAAGACCAGCACCUAAAUUAUUAUCAAAAGAAUUAGUAGAAAAUAUGAGAUAAGGAUCAAUUAUUGUUGAUUUGGCUGCUGAAACAGGAGGAAAUUGUGAAUUAUGCAAACCAGGAGAAUUAUAUAAUCAUUAAGGAAAAGUUAAAAUUAUUGGAUAUACUGAUUUACCUAGCAGAUUACCUACUUAAAGUUCAACAUUAUAUGCUAAUAAUAUUGGAAAAUUGAUGUAAUACAUUGUAGGAACAAUCAAAGAUCCAAAUGGUUAAAUGACACAAGUGGAUUUGAAUGAUGAUGUUGUAAGAUAAUCAUUAGUAACAUUGAAUGGAGAAUUGAAAUGGCCACCUCCUCCUAUCAUUACAUCUAAGAGUGAACUCUAAUAAGCUGAUACAUCAAAAUCUGCUUCUCAUAAAAAAUAAGAAGUUAAAGUAGAUCCAUAUAAAUAAGCUUGGAAGAAUGUAAUUAAUACAUCAGCUUCACUUAUGGCAAUGAUGGCUUUAGGUUAUCAAUCUCCAAAUAUGGAAUUCUUAAAAAUGUUAAAUACUUUUGCUUUAGCAGGAAUUGUGGGUUAUCAAGUAGUUUGGGGUGUAACUCCAGCCCUACACUCACCACUUAUGUCAGUUACAAAUGCAGUAUCUGGUAUAAUUAUAGUUGGUGGUAUGGAAUUGAUGGAUGGAAAAUAUUUGCCAGGAUCUUUUACUGGGUUAUUGGCAGCUAUCUCUGUUGCUAUAGCAUCACUCAAUAUUUCUGGUGGUUUCUUAGUUACAUAAAGAAUGUUAAAUAUGUUUAGAAGACCCACUGAUCCUGCUGAAUAUAAUUAUUUAAUGGCAUUAGCAGGCGCUACAGGAGUACUUGGAUACUAUGGUGGACUCUAUUAUGGAAUUCCAAAAGAACCAUUAACAAAUCUUUCAUAUUUAGCUUCAUCUAUAGCUUGUAUAUUAGCACUUGCUGGAUUAGCACAAUAAUAGACAGCUAGAAUUGGUAAUAGUUUUGGUUGUUUGGGAGUUGGAUUGGGUGUUGCUGCAACUUUAGGAUAUAAAGGAUAUUCUCCAGAAUUAUUAGCUUAAUGGGCAUCAAUGGUGAUGUUAGGAGCUACUAUUGGAGGUACAGUUGCUACAAGAGUUGCUAUUACUGAUUUACCUUAAUUAGUUGCUUGUUUCCAUUCAUUUGUUGGAUUGGCAGCAGUAUUAACAUCUAUUGGUAAUUAUUUACAUGUAUUCCCUCAUUUGGCUGAAGAUCCAGCUGCACUUGUUCAUAAAUUAUCAAUUUUCUUUGGUAUUUUUACAGGUGGUAUUACAUUUACUGGAUCACUUAUUGCCUUUGCUAAAUUAUAAAAUCUGUUGCCUUCAAAUCCAACUGUUAUUCCUUAUCAUAAUUAAGUUAAUAUUGCAUUGGCAGCCUUAUCUGUUGCAUCUUUAUUAAUAUAUAAUUAAACAGGUAGUUUUGCUGUAGGAAUGACAGCCUUAUUAACAGCAACAGCUGCUAGCAAAGUCUUGGGAGUAACAUUAACAAAUGCUAUUGGUGGUGCUGAUAUGCCAGUUGUAAUUACAGUUUUAAAUUCAUAUUCAGGAUGGGCAUUAUGUGCUGAAGGUUUUAUGUUAGAUAAUCCAUUAUUAACUAUUGUUGGAGCAUUNAUUAAUACAUCAGCUUCACUUAUGGCAAUGAUGGCUUUAGGUUAUCAAUCUCCUAAUAUGGAAUUCUUAAAAAUGUUAAAUACUUUUGCUUUAGCAGGUAUUGUUGGUUAUCAAGUGGUUUGGGGUGUUACUCCAGCCUUACAUUCACCACUUAUGUCAGUUACAAAUGCAGUAUCUGGUAUAAUUAUAGUUGGUGGUAUGGAAUUGAUGGAUGGAAAAUAUUUACCAGGAUCCUUUACUGGGUUAUUGGCAGCUAUCUCUGUUGCCAUAGCUUCACUCAAUAUUUCUGGUGGUUUCUUAGUCACAUAAAGAAUGUUAAAUAUGUUUAGAAGACCAACUGAUCCUCCUGAAUAUAAUUAUUUAAUGGCAUUGGCAGGUGCUACAGGAGUGCUUGGAUAUUAUGGUGGACUCUAUUAUGGAAUUCCAAAAGAACCAUUGACAAAUCUUUCAUAUUUAGCUUCAUCUAUAGCUUGUAUAUUAGCACUUGCUGGAUUAGCACAAUAAUAGACAGCUAGAAUUGGUAAUAGUUUUGGUUGUUUGGGAGUUGGAUUGGGUGUUGCUGCAACUUUAGGAUAUAAAGGAUAUUCUCCAGAAUUAUUAGCUUAAUGGGCAUCAAUGGUGAUGUUGGGUGCUACUAUUGGAGGUACAGUUGCUACAAGAGUUGCUAUUACUGAUUUACCUUAAUUAGUUGCUUGUUUCCAUUCAUUUGUUGGAUUGGCAGCAGUAUUAACAUCUAUUGGUAAUUAUUUACAUGUAUUCCCUCAUUUGGCUGAAGAUCCAGCUGCACUUGUUCAUAAAUUAUCAAUUUUCUUUGGUAUUUUUACAGGUGGUAUUACAUUUACUGGAUCACUUAUUGCCUUUGCUAAAUUAUAAAAUCUGUUGCCUUCAAAUCCAACUGUUAUUCCUUAUCAUAAUUAAGUUAAUAUUGCAUUGGCAGCCUUAUCUGUUGCAUCUUUAUUAAUAUAUAAUUAAACAGGUAGUUUUGCUGUAGGAAUGACAGCCUUAUUAACAGCAACAGCUGCUAGCAAAGUUUUAGGAGUUACAUUAACAAAUGCUAUUGGCGGUGCUGAUAUGCCAGUUGUAAUUACAGUUUUGAAUUCAUAUUCAGGAUGGGCAUUAUGUGCUGAAGGUUUUAUGUUAGAUAAUCCAUUAUUAACUAUUGUUGGAGCAUUGGUUGGAUCAUCAGGUGCUAUUCUCUCUUAUAUUAUGUGCAAGGCCAUGAAUAGAAAUUUAACAAGUGUUAUUUUUGGUGGAUUUGAUGUUAAUCCAGCUGCUAUUUAAUCUACUAAAGUUGAAGGUACUCAUACUGAAAUCAAUGUUGAAUAAGCUGUUGAAAUGAUGGUUGGUAGCAAAUCUAUCAUCAUUGUUCCUGGAUAUGGUUUGGCAGUUGCUAAAGCAUAAUAUCCAGUUGCUGAAAUGUGCAAGACACUUAUUGAUUAAGGAAUUAAAGUUAGAUUUGGUAUCCAUCCAGUUGCUGGUAGAAUGCCUGGUUAAUUGAAUGUUUUAUUAGCUGAAGCUGGUAUUCCUUAUGAUAUUGUGUUUGAAAUGGAUGAAAUUAAUGAUGAUUUCCCUGAUACCGAUCUUGCUGUUGUAAUUGGAGCUAAUGAUACUGUAAAUUCAGCUGCUGAAGAGAAUCCAAAUUCACCAAUUGCAGGUAUUUUAUUGAAUUAAUUUUUUAGGAAUGCCUGUAUUAAGAGUUUGGGCUGCUAAAUAAUGUAUAGUUAUGAAGAGAUCCAUGGGUGUUGGAUAUGCUGCUAUUGAUAAUCCAGUAUUCUAUAAACCAAAUAACAAUAUGUUAUUAGGUGAUGCUAAGAAAACUUGUGAUGAACUUUCCUCAAAAAUAAAAGAACAUUUUAAAUGAU
Molecule: messenger RNA, 4422 nt
Organism: Paramecium pentaurelia
Lineage: Eukaryota; Ciliophora; Oligohymenophorea; Peniculida; Parameciidae
Source: the annotation of a GenBank genome assembly